Asterias rubens (European starfish) is the source of this 1957-nucleotide messenger RNA. RefSeq lists its product as uncharacterized. NCBI's taxonomy places the organism in Eukaryota, Metazoa, Echinodermata, Asteroidea, Forcipulatida, Asteriidae. The record is from RefSeq and is a predicted model, not a curated record. Gene Ontology annotation, molecular function: nucleic acid binding; zinc ion binding. Bases 545 to 1957 code for a protein of 470 amino acids. The transcript is spliced from 2 exons.
AGGUCGCUUAUGCCCCCUCCUAAAUUUUCAAGUCUUAUGCCCCCUCUAAUUUUUCAAUAGCUGCUUCAUAACCCCCUUGUUUCAACAGCCGGUUUAGACCAAUCAAAAGGUUGGAAAUACUUCAGUGAGUGGGUAUGGGUCUCACCCCCACAGAUGUCCCCCCAUACUGGAUGAUGUGAUGGUGAGAUAAAGACACAUGAUUAAAAGUACUUAAGCACCCAACUCACUGUGAUCCCUUAUUCCAUCCUUUUAUACAGAAUCUUCAUUAAUGUACACCGUGGAGUGAACGUUUAAUUCACGACGGGUGCAACAUUUGGCACCUCCGACGGGACAGGUGUGUUUCAGCAUUACAUCCGUUAGAAUGCUCAACGACAGCGCCUGUCCAGCGACCCUGAACCUGAACCCAAGACCUGAGCUACAGUAACCAUGGUAGCAGGAGUCCAGACUAGGUAGUGCAAGAGAAAAGUGAAUAGCAGUGGACAAAGCAAGCAAGGGACGAAGUCAAAGACCAAACAAAGAGUUUGAAGAAACGAGUUGCCCCAAAAUGGAGAAGUCCGCACAAGAGCUAUGUCAGUCUUUGAUGUACCAAGUCAGUAAACUCACCCGUGACCAGUUGCUCGAAGUUUGUAAGUUCAUUGAUCUACCCGAUUAUGAGGCAUUAGAGGCGAAGGAAGACAACCACCAGCUUCUAGUUAGAAAAGUCAACCGUCACCUCAACCGAGGUGAGAUUGAUGAGAUGGAGGAUGAAGGCCUGGACAGUUUCAAGGAGAUACAAUGUUUUCUAAAGAAACUCGUUCCUGAGCCUCAGCCACUAGUGGUGAAACCCCAAGCUUCAGAAUCUUCGACUGAACCAUCCCCGACCACGGAAUCUAAAUCUGCAACACAUCCUCCUCAACCAGCAAGUGGAGAACAGCCACUUAUACUAGAUGCUGAGCUAGCACUGAAGAAACCCAUUCUUCCCAUCACACCCCACAGUUUGAUGACUCUUGCCAGACGGGAGUUCAAAAUUUCUGGCCAGAUAGGAGAGCCCAACCAGAAAGAUAAAUUAUCUUUUUCCAGCUUAGCUCACCAGAUCGAGAAUGGUCGUCUAAAGGGCCACACCGAACGUGAAAUCAUAGAAGGCGUUAUCCGAGCGAUUUCACCAGGCUCUCCCCUGCGAAGUUACCUGGAAGGUAGGGUAGCCCUUACCUUGCCCAGUCUGCGUCAAGUUCUGCGGUCCCAUUACCGAGAGAAAGAUGCCACAGAACUUUACCAACAACUAUCCCGUGUGACUCAGGACAUCAAAGAAUCCCCACAGAGUUUUCUUGUUCGUGCCCUUGACCUGAAACAAAAAGUGAUCUUUGCAAGCCAGGAAGCAGGUUCCGGAUUGAAAUAUGACCCCACACUUGUACAGAGUAUGUUCCUGCAUGGACUUCUGACUGGGUUAAGGAGCGAUGCUGUUAAGUCAGAGCUGCGUCCCUAUCUCCAGAAUCCAGGUACGACGGAUGAGCAGUUGUUUGAGAAAAUAAAUGUAGCAGCCCGCCAGGAAGCAGAACGACAAGAGAAACUCGGGGUAACCAGUGCAAAACAAAUCUCCGUCAAAGUGGUGCAACACCAGGGAUCAAGCAGAGAAGAAUCGGGGACCAACUUCAAGGAGCAGCCAAGACAAGGCAGUUUAAUGACCGACCUUGCUGAAUUGAAGGCAGGAAUUGCGGAGAUUGCCUCUAUGAAAACCCAGAUAGCUGGUCUGCAACAGUCGCUAGCCCAGCCUAGUGAACGCCAGCAGUGGACCCCAAGGACCAACCGUGACACCAACAGACAGAGAGGCUGUUCUAAUUGCCAACGGAGUGGCACUGGAGAUAGUUGCGAGCAUUGCUACAAGUGUGGCUCUGGGGAGCACUUUGCUCGUGGAUGCAGACAGUGGCGACGCAACCAAUCGGGAAACGGCCAAGGGUUACUGCCACGGGACGGCCAGUAA